Alosa sapidissima (American shad) is the source of this 3340-nucleotide messenger RNA. It is a transcript of the gene epn1b, whose product is annotated as epsin 1b. Gene Ontology annotation, molecular function: clathrin binding; phospholipid binding. The coding region runs from base 304 to 2850 and encodes 848 amino acids. The transcript has 11 exons. Gene Ontology annotation, biological process: endocytosis. Gene Ontology annotation, cellular component: plasma membrane; endosome; clathrin vesicle coat. Lineage: Eukaryota; Metazoa; Chordata; Actinopteri; Clupeiformes; Clupeidae. The record is from RefSeq and is a predicted model, not a curated record.
ACGAGUGUAAAUACGCCCACUACGUGAAUAUUCUAAGAAGGGGAGGGAUUUAAGAUUGUGAGCAGCUAUCUUUAGACAGGUGGACGCAAAACGGAAGCGGAAAUUUCCUUAGUUGCCUAGAAGAAGCUGCUUCCUUCCCUUCCCCAUCACCCAAGGUUGGCUAAAUUCUCCAGCCCUGUGGCUGUCCGAGCUAAUGCUGCUGCCCUGGCGGGAGGCACUGUUUACUAGCAGCUAGUGAGCCCAGAGCACAGGGAGCCCUCCACCAACCUUUGCGAUCAGCGGUACGCCAACUUAUCUGUCACCAUGACGCACUCAAUGUUGCGUAGAACACUGAAGAACCUGGUCCAGAACUUCUCUGAGGCUGAAGUCAAGGUCCGAGAGGCCACCUCUAACGACCCCUGGGGCCCCUCCAGCUCCCAGAUGUCCGACAUCUCAGACCUGACGUACAACGUGGUGGCCUGCAAUGAAAUCACAAGCAUGCUAUUCAAGCGCCUCAACGACGUCGCCAAGAAUUGGAGGCACGUGUACAAGUCUGUUGUGUUGUUGGAGUAUCUGCUGAAGACGGGCGCAGAUGGAGUGGUCACUGCCAGCCAGGAGAACGUCCAUGUGGUCAAAGCUCUUACCGAGUUCCGCGCCGUAGACAAAGACGGCAAAGACCAGGGUGCUACCAUCAGAGAGAAAGCAAAGAUUGUGCUGGUGUUGAUUGAGGAUCCAGAGAAGCUCAAGGAAGAGCGAGAAAUGGCCAUGAAACAUAAAGAUAAACUACAAAAGGCAACCACAGCUGCGACAGAAGCAGCAGCAGAGAAAGAAAAGCCAGUGAUCGCACCCUACACUGGCCUCCCCAAGCUGGAUAACAUCCCUUCAGUGGCCGAACUCAUGGCCGAGAUGGCUGCCAAGAAGGAAGAGAGGCGCAAGGAAGAGGAGAAAAAGAAAGCAGAGGAGCGACGGGCAAAGGAGGGUGAUACGGAACCAGACCUAUGGGAGCAGGGGGCCACCACUGCACCACCCUCUGGCUCAGACCCGUGGGGCGCCCCUUCCGAACCUCCAAAGGAUGACGGUUCAGCUAAAAAUGACCCCUGGGGAGGCGCAAGCGAACCAGCUGCUGCCAGCAAAGAUCCCUGGGGUGGGGGAUCAGAGGCUGCUCCAUCUGAAGAGGCUCCUGCAACUAAUGAUCCUUGGGGUGGAGGAGCUGACAGUGCGCCAAAGGAGAUUGCACCUGCUAGCAAUGAUCCAUGGGGUGGUGCUGGAGAUGCCCCAUCAGAGGAUGCUCCAGCAAGUAAUGAUCCUUGGGGUGGGGGAUCAGACACUGCCCCCAAAAAAUCUCCCCCCACCACCAACGACCCUUGGGGUAGUUCGGUUGAUGCCCCAUCAAAAGAUACUCCAGCAAGUGAUGAUCCUUGGGGUGGGGGAUCAGACUUUGCCCCGAAAGAAUCUCCUCCACCUAGCAAUGACCCUUGGGGUGCUGCAGGAGAUGCCCCAUCAAAGGACGCUCCUGCAACAAAUGACCCUUUUGGUGGUGGGUCAGACAUUGCCCCAAAAUUGUCUCCCCCUGUAAGCAACGACCCAUGGGGCAUAUCUGGAGAUGUGCCAUCCACAGAAGCACCUGUAGCGAACGACCCUUGGGAUAGAGGAGCAAGUGACACCACAAAAGAUUCUGCCCCUGUCAGCAAUGAUCCAUGGGGUGAUUCAGGCAUCACAGUAGAUGCCCCAUCCAAAGAUACCCCUGCCACCAGUGAUCCUUUUGGUGGAGGAUCAGACAUUGUCCCAAACGAUUCUGCACCGGCCAGCAGCGACCCAUGGGGGGCAUCACUCGAUGCACUCGUGGAAUCUCCACCGGCUAAAUCAGACCCAUGGGAGACACCCGCUGCCAAAACCUCACCUGACGCAGCCCCAGCCAGCUCUGACCCUUGGGGCGUCCCAACAGAGGUGCAAGAACCCAAACCAGACCCAUUUAAUACACCCUUGGAGUCCCAAGAACCCAAACUGGACCCAUGGGAUGCACCAGCAGAGCCUCCCAAAACAAAAUCAGACCCAUGGGAUGCACCGGCAGAAGCACCUGAAACCAAGUCAGAUCCUUGGGAUGCACCGGUAGAAGCACCAGUUACCAAACCAGAUCCAUGGGACGCACCAGCAGAGGCCCCACAGACCAAGGCAGACGCCUGGGGUGGAGUUGGGGAUGGGGCAUCAGCAUUGUCCCCUGGCGACCCAUUUGGUGAUGGCAAGAAAGCAGACAGUGACCCUUGGGGUGCCCCAGCCACUUCUCCUCCUAGUGGAAAUGACCCAUGGGGGGCUCCUCCAGCUGCCGCCACCAGCCCCAGUGGUGACCCCUUUGGAGGUGGAGGCUCUACAGAUGCUUGGGGAACGCCAACCAAAAGUGCUAAUAAUGGGAACCUAACAGAAGGAGCAAAGACAAAAGCUCCCCAGGGCCUCUCAGCAUGGCUAGAUGGGUUGUCCCUGGAUUUAACCAUGCCUAGUAAAGAAGGGGUCAACCAAACCACCCCUGUGGCACACAGCCCUUUUGGUUUCAACCCCGUCACCCCAAAACGCUUCCAACCCCUAAGCACCAGGCUCGCAGGUGCAUCCAGCUAUACCCCACUCGUCCCCCAGGGGGUGCCGCGUCACCACCUCACCCCCAUGGGGGGAUUUCAUGCCUCGUCCCCCAUCUGGGGAGCUGGGAUGGUGGCACCCAUCCGGCAAGGGGUUCCCUACGGAGGGUCUCCCAGUGGCAUGGCUGGUUCCCCAAUGCCGACUGGGAUGAGGAUGCCUGUUCCACCUCCUCAGCCGCCAUGUGGUGGUGGUGUUGGCAUGUUUGUAACUGGUGCAAACACAAACAACCCUUUCCUCAUCUGAAGACAUCCAUAUCCUAUGAAUGUUGUAUACAUCAUAUCCUGUCAUCCAUAUCUUAUGAACUACCCACCCACCCAUCCCCCACCACCUAUCAACCCUGAUGCUGCACCUGCAAGCCUCCAGUGUAUGUGUGAUAUACCUUACUGUAAGAUAUACAUGAUGUUUGGAGAUUACAAAAACACUAUAUAAAAGUCAAUAAGAAGCAUAAUAUGCGCAUAUGUGGUCUUUACCUUCAUCUGGAGGAAGGAAAUGCAUGUCUGUUGAAUCCCUCAGUAGAGUGAAUGUAUAGGCUGACUGAACAGGUGUGUGUGUGUGAGAGAGGAAGAGUGAGAGAAUUAUGUAGAGCCUUUUUUGUUUAGUUACGGCUCCUACACACAGUUGCGUGCGUUGCAGUGCUGGAGACGCACCACGUUCACUUUUCAUGGGGUUAUGUCAUCCGUUGCCGAACUGAAUUGUGGGUCCGUUGCGUCGCGUUGCUCCCGUCGCUCGCGUU